CAGCUUUACAGAAACUGCAGUUGUACAGUAAUAUGCUGUUUAUAAUAAAAUGCUAUUUAAUAGCAGUUUCGAGUGUGACAAUUUACCCCAUACAGUGUGACACACUAUUGGAUGUAACAAAUGAACAGCAUCCCAGACAGCACACAUACAUCUGCAAGAUAUCUGUUAAAGAUCUCUUGAUCUGGAAAGCAUCUGCAUGUACAAACGUAUGACAGACAUCUUUCAGAUGUCAGUUUUACAUACAUUCUAAAUCAUAAACAUCUUAAAGACAUCUAACAUACGUAUAUAUUUGGCGAAAUGUCCAAUAGACAUAUUGCAGAUGAACAAACACUCUAAAAUAUAGGUCUUGCAGAUGUAAAUGCAGACAUCAAAUAGACGUCUCUGUGAUGCACCUGUGCUAUCAGGGGUGUGUUCGAUUCCUCUUUUUGCAGUAUUCCCACACAUUUUGACCAAUAUAUUUCCAUGACUUUUACAGUCAUUAAGAUUUUAAAUAAUAUAGAUUUUAACCCAAUUAAUAUACUAAUAUAACUAAAUGUAUAUUGUCUCAAGAAUGUCUGUGAAUCAUUUUAUAGGCUUGAAUUCACAGCUUUAAAACUCCCUGAGAUCUGCAGGUUUUCCAUGACCUUUAAAGAACGUCCAUGGAUAGCUUUUUGUAGCCAAGCCUGUAAGGUAUGUGCCUGUGAAGAAAUUCACUUUCAAAAAUAGUCGUACCAUGAUAUCAAAAUAUUUCCCCUAUCAAAUCCAUUUGACAGAGAAUCUGAUGAACUUAUCAACUUGAUCAACCUAGAAAAGCUGAUGCGUUUUCCCUCCUGCAUCCCUGCGGCUCCAGGUGCAGAGUCCCGCCCCUCAUUUCUGCAAUGUGACGCUAGGCUCACUCAGCGCUCCACAGUCUUGCCUGGUCACCGGGAAAAAGCGUUUGGAAGGAGGCUUCAGUAGUCAUCCAGUCCGGUGUGCGCAUGCGCGGCGCUGCAGCGGCGUUUCCGCGUUGAGUGGCGAGCAGAAGGGAUCGAGCGAGAGAGAGAGAGAGAGAGUGGGAGAGAGAGGAUAGAGGGAAUUUGAGACGCAGCGGGACGCCGAGUCAGAAUAAACGGACACCCCACAAACGCUAAUAAAAAGCAAAACAAAUCAACGUUCCCAACCCAAGCCUUUAGCCAUGGAGGACACGGUGAAAAACACUUUUAAAAUGUGAGGUUUAAAGAGACGUGCUGCAGAAACGAGCGAGAGCGGCUUUCCCCCUCAUCAUCCACGGCUGAUCUCGACUCGGGUGCUCCCGUCCCCCUCCGCCACUCGCACCGGGGGGAAAAUGAAGAAGUUUAAUAUCCGUAAGGUGCUGGACGGCUUGACGGCCGUGUCGUCCCCUUCUCCAUCCCCGCAGCUCGGGGCCAAGGAGAACGAGCUCAUCCCGGAGACGCUCCAGUCUGAACACUUCCAGCUCUGCAAGACUGUGCGCCAUGGCUUCCCCUAUCAGCCCUCCUCUAUGGCAUUCGACCCCGUCCAGAAAAUCCUUGCCAUCGGGACUCAGAGUGGCGCUUUGCGAUUAUUCGGCCGACCCGGUGUGGAGUGUUACUGUCAGCACGAGAGUGGAGCAGCCGUCAUCCAGCUGCAGUUUCUCAUAAAUGAAGGGGCGCUGGUUAGUGCUUUGGCUGAUGACAGUAUUCAUCUGUGGAACCUGCGACAGAAGAGACCAGCUGUGCUGCACUCACUCAAGUUCAACAAGGAGAGGAUAACGUUCUGUCAUCUGCCCUUCCAAAGUAAAUGGCUGUACAUCGGCUCGGAACGAGGAAACAUCCACAUUGUGAAUGUGGAGUCCUUUACGCUCUCAGGAUAUACCAUCAUGUGGAACAAAGCCAUUGAACUGUCCUCCAAGGCCCACCCUGGCCCAGUUGUUCACAUUAGUGACAAUCCUAUGGAUGAGGGCAAGCUCAUAAUAGGAUUUGAGGCUGGGAUCGUAGUGCUGUGGGAUUUGAAAUCAAAGAGAGCUGACUACCGGUACACUUACGACGAGGCGAUCCAUUCUGUGGCCUGGCAUCACGAGGGGAAGCAGUUUAUCUGUAGUCACUCAGACGGCACACUGACCAUAUGGAAUAUAAAGUCCCCAGCCAAGCCCGCACAGACAAUCACGCCACACGGAAAGCAGCCUAAAGAUGGAAAAAAGCCAGAGCCUUGCAAACCCAUUCUUAAAGUAGAGUACAAGACCACAAGAGCAGGGGAUCCGUUUAUGAUCUUCUCUGGUGGUUUGUCGUAUGACACCGUUGGUCGACGGCCAUGCUUGACAGUAAUGCACGGAAAGAGCACGGCAGUACUGGAGAUGGAUUAUCCCAUUGUAGAUUUCCUCACCCUGUGUGAAACGCCAUAUCCUAACGAUUUUCAGGAACCAUAUGCUGUAGUGGUCCUCCUCGAAAAGGAUUUAGUUGUUAUUGACCUUGCACAAAACGGUUACCCUAUCUUUGAAAAUCCAUAUCCCAUGAUGAUUCAUGAGUCUCCUGUGACGUGUUGUGAGUACUUAGCCGAUUGUCCUGUGGACCUCAUACCUGCACUUUACUCUGUCGGGUCUCGCCAGAAACGACAGGGCUACAGCAAAAAGGAAUGGCCUAUCAGUGGCGGAAACUGGGGCCUGGGCACACAAAGCUACCCUGAAAUAAUAAUAACUGGGCAUGCAGAUGGUUCAGUGAAGUUCUGGGAUGCUUCAGCAAUAAUGCUCCAGGUGCUGUACAAGCUGAAGACAGCUAAGGUGUUUGAAAAGGCACGCUGUAAGGACGAGAAACCCAGCACAGAGAUUGUGGACGAGGACCCGUUCGCCAUUCAGUUGAUGUCUUGGUGUCCCGAGAGCCGCAUGCUUUGCGUGGCUGGUGUCUCUGCCCAUGUCAUCAUAUACAGGUUCAGCAAACAGGAAAUCACCACAGAAGUUGUGCAGUUACUGGAGGUCAGGUUACAGUAUGAGCUGAAUGAUCUGGAGUCUCCGGAAGGGGGAGGAGAUCAGACACCAGCUCCUCCCACACCAAGCACCUCCCCCAGUCCACAAACCACCGCUCCUCAGACACACACCUCCACUAGCAGCAACUCAUCAGAUGGGAUUCGAGACAACAUACCCUGCCUCAAGGUGCGCAGCAGUCCUCUGAAGCAGUCUCCAGGGUAUCAGGUGGAGCUGGUGGUACAGCUGGUGUGGGUCAGUGGAGAGCCGCCCCAGCAGAUCAGCAGCUUGGCCAUCAACUCCUCCUAUGGCUUGGUGGUGUUUGGCAAUAGCAACGGUCUGGCAGUAGUGGAUUACUUACAGAAGACUGUUCUGUUGAAUCUUGGAACUGUGGAAUUGUACGGCACUAAUGACCCGUAUCAGAGACAACCGCGAUCUCCCCGCAAGAGCCGACAGCCUUCUGGAGGGCUUUGUGACAUUAAUGAGGGCUCAGCCACCUCAGAGGAUCGCUGCAAAUCCCCCACCUCAGUCUUGAUGUCAAACCAUCAGCAAUUCUACAAUGGAGGAGGGAGAGGAGCAAAGAUGUCACGGAAAUUAAGCUUGCCUACUGAGCUAAAGCCAGACUUGGUCCUACUCUCUGUAUGUCCCCCGCGGGGUUCCAUACCCCUAGACAACAGGGACAACUCCUUCAGCCGCUCACGGAGCUCCAGUGUGACCAGUAUCGACAAGGAAGCACGAGAGGCCAUCACAUCUUUCUAUUUCUGUGAGACGUACAACCGCAAAGCAGAUGGCGGACUUACACCUAGUCUGUGGGUUGGCACAUCUUUGGGUACAAUCUUGGCAAUCUCCCUCAACAUGCCCCCUGCUGGAGAGCAGAGGCUUCUGCAGCCAGUCAUUGUCUCCCCUUGUGGUACUCUUGUCAGGUUGAAGGGUAGCAUCCUCCGGAUGGCGUUCCUAGAUUCUACAGGGUCUUUCCUCCCUUCUGCUUUUGAGCCAUGGUACGAACCCAACGCUCCAGCCAAUGGAGAGGAGCGGGACAAGGUCCGUAAGAGACGGCCGGUGUCUGUCUCCCCAUCCACAUCCCAGGAACUGAGUGAAAACCAGUAUGCUGUGGUAUGCUCUGAGAAACAGGCCAAAGUCAUAUCCCUGCCCUCUCAGACCUGCGUAUUUAAACACAACAUCACCGAAACAUCUUUUGUGCUGCGGGCAGAUGUGGUACAGAUUAACACUGGCAUUUGUGUGGCCUGCUUCUGUGCCAAUGGACACAUCAUGACCCUCAGUCUGCCAGGGUUGAGACCACUGCUGGAUGUAAAUUACCUACCCCUGACAGAUAUGCGGAUAGCCAGAACGUUCUGCUUCACCAACCUCGGCCAGGCUUUGUACCUGACUUCCCCUACUGAGAUCCAAAGGAUCACCUACAGCCAGGAGGUCUGCGAGAACUUGCAGGAGAUGCUAGGUGAGCUGUUUACUCCAGUGGAGACGCCUGAGGCUCCUAACAGAGGAUUCUUUAAGGGACUGUUUGGAGGAGGAGCACAGUCUCUAGACAGAGAAGAGCUCUUCGGCGAGUCAGGAGCCGGAAAAGCACCACGCAGUCUCGCUCAGCACAUUCCAGGUCCUGGGGGUAUAGAAGGCAUGAAGGGGGCAGCGUCAGGCAUCGUGGGUGAUUUAGCUCGAGCUCGGAUAGCGUUGGAUGAGAGAGGGCAAAAACUGAGCGAGGUGGAAGAGCGGACGGCAGCCAUGAUGGCCAGUGCUGACGCAUUCUCCAAACACGCUCAUGAGAUGAUGCUAAAGUGUAAGGAUAAAAAAUGGUACCAGUUCUGAUCUCCGCAAAACAGCAGAGCCCAAAGGGACUCAGGAGUUCUCCUACACAGCCUUGUUCAUCCGUAAUCCUUCUCCCACUCCCGUCUUUAUCUCUCCUCUGCUGGACCAGUGGGAUCCCUCGCUCUUUCCUAGCACAAUAUUAAAUACAGUCUGCUUACAGAACUGCGCCACAGACUGAGAGCGGCCCCAAUCUGAGGAAUACCAUACCACGAUGGCGUCCACUCUUCGGUUUUUGUUUGUUCGUUUAAUAUCGCCAAUCCUCUCUCUCAUGGCGGCUGGGCUUUGCACGCCCUGAAAUUCCGUUCUUCUCUCAGUCUUUGAAUUGUUUUGUGCUGUUGUUUUUUUGCAAUCACGUCCUGCCUCCCACAUCGGAGAGCAGCAAGUAGUCAAAAAAAAAAAGACAGACUAAACAAAAAAUACAAUAACUAAACAACAAACAUGAUAAAAAGCUAAAAAAAAAGAGUAUAUAUACAUAACUCUAUAUAAAUCUUCAUUGAAGUCUGUAAAAAUGCCAUAUUCGCUAUUGACUGUCACAAAGAAAACUGAAAUACGAAGACACCAGGUGAAGCACGGGAAGAGCUCCGUUCACAGGAAAUGAUGUCAUAACGUGGAGGAGUCAAACCUUUCAGAAAACGAGAGAACAUCUGUCUCCCUUCUACAAAAAUGUACUAAAUUCCCCCUUUUGGUUUAAUUACCAUCUGAAUAUUUAUUUAUUUAUUUUUAUUUAUUUAUUUAACUAGAAAUAAUUUGUAAAAUCAACUGUAAAUGUCUAAUUAAAUAUAAAAUGCUUUUUGGGUGAUAUUUUUACGGAAUUAUUGUGAAUAUCACUACAAUAAUGCUUUACGUUAAAGUACCAUCUAGAGGGUUUACAACAAGACGACAUGAAAUGACAGAUCUAUGUGGUAAACGAAUGAAUUACUAUUUAUAAACCAACUGUGAGUGAUUUAAUGAUGGUAUUUUCAUGUGAUACAUUAUACAGAUGUUUCUAUAAAACUCCGCACAGAAAAUAUCUGGUCUGGACCGAGUUGAGAAAGAAAGCAGGUACAUUUAAGGUUUAAAGUUAUCCAUGUUUUGUUGGGUAGACAGCCAUAUAGACCUCAACAGCUAGAACAUUUGUUGUGACUGAAAAUUUCAUCAGUUUCUUCGGCGUUAACUCUGGGAUUUGAUUUUGUCCAUUGGACCCGCUUUCUCAUUCCUGCAUACUGCAUAGAUUUAAUAGCUAUAGCUACAUGUAGAGAUUGUACUUUAGUAAAUAUUUUGGUCCACACUUCAUAUGUUUAAUAAAAAGCACUUACUGUACUGUCGGAAAACGGCUGUUUUCAUAUCUGGAAAUUUGGACCGGUUUUCCCGCUCUGAUAUUUGGUGACGAAGCGUGAAAUAGAGCGGAAGGCUUUCAGUGACUUGGAAACAAUAUUCAUUGUAGUUCUGAAUGUCAGGAUAACUUGUUUCUAUCUGGUUUCACACUGGUGCUUCAUGUGUGAACGUUCUUCGAGAUCAUCCUCAUCUGUGAAAACGCCAACAAUGAGUGUUCGUUGUACAUUCAAAACCAUAAAACUAAACUUUAGUAAUACAAAAAACGUACGGCAAAUGUCUUUCUUGUCCCAUUUCUCCCUUGAAACCACAUUUUAGUGCCAUUAUAUUUAUUUGUGGUUUGCAAGAAAUGCUGCUAUACAUGUUGCAUUGAUCCCGUGACCCAUUGUCGUUCCACACACUGAUUUUUCUCUCGCCUCUCUGCCCAAAGUUUUUUGCCAUUCUGUGAAUGAAGCAGUAGUUCGACAAUCUGGGAGCAUAAAUUGCGAGUGGUCCUGGCCAUACUGACCCUAAGACAGUUGCCAUAUCUUUUCAAACGCCAAAGAUUUUCUUUCAUUGAGUUCUGUAUUCCAUUGACUGUGUUCGACAGCUGUUUGUGUCUGAGGUACCACUGCAUAUUCCACCAGUAACAGUGUUAAGGACUUUUCUGAUGUUUUUGGCUGUGUGCUAGUCGUGUGUUUCGUAUGCCGUACUUCAAACAAAGAAAAACGGGGGUUGGGGGGUGAAGAACUACAAAACAAAACAAAGCCAAUCUCUCUCAGACUCUAAAUGUUUCUCUGUGUUGGACUCUAUAUUCUCUGUAGAUGUGUUUUCAUGCCAUGGUGUUAUAGUGUUUUCUGAAGACCGGGUUUGUUUUUGAAUAUCUCGCUCGUAUGUCAUCUCUCCUGAUUGAAUUAUAUUUGUACGAUGUGUAUUUUUCUCCGCAGUACUGUAUUUCCCUCAAUAGAUAUCCUUGUCAUAUUUUUAAUCAUCGAUUAUUAAAAAAUUAUUUUUAUAUAUGCUUUGAGGAGGACGAAUUUUGAGCUCACUGCGCUCUGUUACUUGUCUUCAUAUCUUUGUUUUCUGUUGUGUGGUCUGUUCAUGCCAUCCUUGACACAACAGGGUGAUUUUUGAAUUUUGAACAUGAGUGAGUGAGCGUUUCCUUGAAAUUCAUGCCAUACAUUUAAUUAUGUGUGUUCCGAAAAUACAUUUUAGGCCCAAACAUGGUUGGCAUUUACAUUUCUCAAAACCAAAAAUUAUUUUCCAAGAUGUUGCCAAGAUGAUUCCAGGAAAUCUUUGAUGUCCUAAGUUUUUUUUUCAUUGUCAAUCGAUAAAGUAUCCAAUCAGCCGUGUUGAACUGUAAUGCUGUAAAUGUCAGUAAUAAGUGUUCUAACUCCAGCAGAAUUUAUUGAUCGCACCUUCGGUUCAUUCAUGUCUGUUUCAGAGAGGUUUCAGACUCACUCUUGAUGUGAACCUGGUUGUUUGCCCUUUGUAAUCUUUCAUGACUAAGGAGAAAAAAGGUUCUUGGUUGCUUUCUUGGCUUUUAUUUAUUCAUUUUGUAAUGUUUCAUGUUGACUUUAAGUGAGUUGUUUCAUUUGUCUCAGACAGAACAUUCUAACCUGAAAUAUUACACUUUUAACAUGCAGAAGAGCCUCAUUCAUUUUCCGUCCUGAAUAUAACGGUUAUCAGUGGGUUGCAGUAUUUUCUCAUUGUAGCCAAUUUCUUGUACAGUUUUAUGCAAAUUUCACAUGGAUGUUUAUGACUAUCUGCUGCCACAAACAAUUUAGAAUUUCUGUAGAUAGAAAUUACUGUGCAAUGGAAAAUAAAACGAUUCAAAAAUC
Messenger RNA from Labeo rohita (rohu), 7863 nucleotides. It is a transcript of the gene stxbp5a, whose product is annotated as syntaxin binding protein 5a (tomosyn). The record is from RefSeq and is a predicted model, not a curated record. Bases 1304 to 4732 code for a protein of 1142 amino acids. The transcript has 27 exons. Gene Ontology annotation, cellular component: plasma membrane; SNARE complex; cytoplasm. Gene Ontology annotation, molecular function: myosin II binding; GTPase activator activity; syntaxin binding. Gene Ontology annotation, biological process: regulation of exocytosis; regulation of protein secretion. Lineage: Eukaryota; Metazoa; Chordata; Actinopteri; Cypriniformes; Cyprinidae.